AUGGCUGCAGUCUUUCCAGCAAACCAGGUGAUUGUGGUCGGCGGUGGCCUGGCAGGUAUGUCUGCUGCCAAUACCGUAGUGGAGAACGGUGGCCGCACUGUGCUGCUGGACAAGUCUUCCUUUUGCGGUGGCAACAGUACCAAGGCCACAAGUGGUAUCAACGGUGCGGGCACCAAAACCCAAAAAGGCCAGUCCAUCCCAGACACCGCUGAUAUCUUUAUUGCUGAUACGCUCAAGGGCGGUGCCAAAAAGCCAGAGCUGGCCAAGGUGCUCUGCGCCAACAGUGCUGCUGAUGUUGACUGGCUCGUGGACAAGUUUGACUUGGACCUUUCGCUGGUAGCUCGCCUGGGAGGACAUUCCCAGCCAAGGACGCACCGCGGCAAGGAGCGAUUCCCCGGCAUGACCAUCACCUACGCCCUCAUCCAGAUGUUGGAGAAGGUCGCGGAAAAGACCAACCGUGCCCGAAUCAUCACGAAGGCAGAAGUCUACAAGUUGCUCACGAAUGCCAAGGCGGUUGUGGGCUGCGAGUACAGGAAGGCUGGAAAGACCAUCAAAGAAUUUGGUCCCAUGAUUUUAGCAUCGGGCGGCUUCGGUGCCGAUUUUGGAGCUGACUCACUCUUGGCAACCUAUCGCCCUGACCUGCUCCACUUGCCCACCACAAACGGCGAGCACUGCACUGGAGAUGCCAUCAAGAUGGGCGAGGCCAUCGGGGCCGCCACCGUUGACCUCGAGUGGGUGCAGGUGCAUCCGACGGGCCUCGUCAAGCCCGACGAUCCAGAUGCCAAGGUGAAGUUCUUGGCCGCUGAAGCGCUCCGCGGGGUUGGAGGCAUUGUCCUGGAUGCGAACGGAGAUCGCUUCUGCAACGAGCUGGGCCGACGGGACUACGUGACAGGCGAGAUGUGGAAGAACAAGCCUCCUUUCCGCCUCUGCUUGAACAAGGCUGCUGCAGAUGAGAUUAUCUGGCAUGCCAAGCACUACACCGGACGCGGAGUCAUGAAGUUCUAUGCAAGUGGUGAGGACCUGGCCAAGGACAUGGGCGUCCCUUUGCAAAAGCUUGUGGAUGCUCACCAGAAGCACUUCGAGGCAGCAAAGAAGCAGGAGAAGGAUCCUGAAGGUGGUCCCUUCCCUGCCUACCCAUCUGGCAAGACUUGGGAUGAGCCGAGUGGCAAGACUGGCAGCGGCAAGAAGUUCUUCCAUAACAUCAUUGAUGGCUCGAAAGUCGCCACGGAACCUUUCUACGUAGCUAUCAUCACGCCAGUGAUCCACUACUGCAUGGGAGGCUUGGAGUGCACAGUGGAUGCCGAGUGCAUUGACAAGUCUGGCAAGGUGAUCCCAGGCCUGUAUGUGGCUGGUGAAGCAGCGGGGGGCAUCCAUGGCAACAACCGCCUUGGCGGCAACUCUCUGCUGGACUGCGUGGUGUUUGGCCGCGUGGCAGGAAAGGCUGCCUGCAAGUUCACCUUUGGAGCAGGUGAGAAGUUCAAGCUUUGCCCCACACCAGGUGAGCUCAAAGAGCUUACCAAGUGA
This is a messenger RNA of Symbiodinium pilosum, 1524 nucleotides long. Lineage: Eukaryota; Dinophyceae; Suessiales; Symbiodiniaceae. The record is from the annotation of a GenBank genome assembly.